AAAAUCCAAGAGACCGUUGAUACAAUGCGCUCCAACAUCUUCAAAGUUUCAGAACGUGGUGAACGUCUAGACUCCCUCCAGGACAAGACGGACAAUUUGGCAACAUCAGCGCAGGGAUUCCGCAGAGGUGCCAACCGCGUGAGGAAGCAAAUGUGGUGGAAGGAUAUGAAGAUGCGCGUGUGCCUUAUCGUCUGUAUCAUUAUUCUGCUCAUUGUGAUUAUCGUCCCUGCAGGUAAGAUCAGCGCUGUUCUCCCGGCACUCCACCCAGCUGGACCCGGUAAAGCAUCCCGGAGUGCGCUAACAGCUUUUUCCUUUUAGUUGUCGCAACCAAACAUUAAGCUACGAAUUCAGAGCGCGACAGUCAUGAUUGGCU
Aspergillus neoniger CBS 115656 is the source of this 373-nucleotide messenger RNA. Its product is annotated as SNAP receptor SNC2. NCBI's taxonomy places the organism in Eukaryota, Fungi, Ascomycota, Eurotiomycetes, Eurotiales, Aspergillaceae. The record is from RefSeq and is a predicted model, not a curated record. Gene Ontology annotation, biological process: vesicle-mediated transport; vesicle fusion. The transcript has a single exon. Gene Ontology annotation, molecular function: SNAP receptor activity; syntaxin binding. The coding region runs from base 25 to 318 and encodes 97 amino acids. Gene Ontology annotation, cellular component: plasma membrane; SNARE complex.